Messenger RNA from Anthonomus grandis grandis, 1106 nucleotides. RefSeq lists its product as uncharacterized. The transcript is spliced from 5 exons. The record is from RefSeq and is a predicted model, not a curated record. NCBI's taxonomy places the organism in Eukaryota, Metazoa, Arthropoda, Insecta, Coleoptera, Curculionidae. The coding region runs from base 129 to 929 and encodes 266 amino acids.
AUAAAACAGAUGUUCCCCGGAAAAGAUAUCAGUUCAUCAUCAGUUCCUUAAUUCGGGUUUUUUUUAGGCCAAACACUCCGUAAAACUCGAUUAAAUUUAAUUAAUUAUUGUGAUUCUAUUAAGUCAUCAUGCUGAGGUUUUUUAUAAUUGCUACCAUCGCUGUUGCUUUUGCUCGUGCUGGUCGUACGUCGGUGCAAGUCGUGGUUCCGGAACAACAGGCUGAACAAAGCGGACAUUAUGUGGAACAAUCUGAGGAGUAUGGAGGCGAAUAUCAAGGCCACGUGAGUGUAGAUGAGGAAAAAGAGUCCUCGGGAGCGGAACUCACCAGUCUGGCGCACACCUCCGCAGUUCAAGCUAAGAACGCCGUUCAGUCCCAGUACACGGCUGGAACCCAGGCAGCUUUUGGUAUUAAGAGUACCUUAGCAAGUGCAGCCCAAGGGGCAGCCCAAACGGCCCAAGCAGCUCUGGUGGGCAAACAAGCGAUCGUGUACAACAUCAAAAAACAAGUGAACGAGGCGGAGAAGCGACUUCAGGCGGAGAUCGCGCAGUACCAACAGACCGAACAGGCGGCCGAGCUCGCACACCAGGUGGCGCAACAGGCGAGGAACCAGGCGGCGGCCAUCAGUGCCGCCUUGGCGUCGGCCCAAACUGGCGGUCAGUUAGCUUCGAAGGCAGCAUCAGAAGCUGCCAACGUGGCGGCCGCUCAGCAAUCGAUGGUGGCGAGAGCUAAACAGCAACUGGCCAAUCUGAUCCAUCAGCUUCAAGAGGCCGUACACGAGCUGAGCCAGACCGAGUCUGCGUAUUACAAAGCGACGGAAUCUGCGCAGCUCGCUCAGUCUAACGCAGCUGAGGCUGGGGCAGCUGUUGUAGCUGCCAGCGCCAAAUCCGAGAAUUCUGGCGGGGAAGGGAGACACUAUGGGCAUCACUAAAUAAAUAGCCAUAGGAAAAUUUGGUUUAAUAAUUGUUAUUUUUCGGUGUAAUUGUAGUUGAAGUACUUAAGCUUUGAGAUUAUUGAUAAUAAUUAUAGUGUUUGCUUAUUUUUGGGCGAUAAACUGAUUGGCAAAUUUUUUUUGUUAUUCUAAGAUUAAAUCUAUUUAACAAGUUAA